CAGGAGAAGUGUAGUAUUAUCACAAGGAGACUUAUACUUGGAAUACGGAAGUGGAAUGGAGGGAAAUGAGGAUGCAGAGGAGGUCUAAGAGCGAGAGGGAUAAGCGAGUGAGCUUGAGUCUGUUAAAAAAGGGAGAUGGUUUGUUAAAAAAUAAUGUUAGAAAGUGUAAGCAGGGUGAGAAAUGUAAAUGAAUGAAGGUGUGGUGAAGUUCUCGGAGCCCGAGGCUUGCACCGAAGGUCGGGAUAAAGAUGAUAGUGACAGUAGGAGUGACAUUUUUGGUAAAAGUCGACUCUUGCCUCUUGGCUGAUCCAUUUGUGGCUUCAGGGUGGGUGAACACCGACAUUGGUGCUGUGGAAUCGGUGAGGGUAACCAGAAGUGGUCUUGUGAUAAUUGUUUGUGUUUCUGCUGGUCAGAGGGACCAGGCGCUCCAUGUUAAACGAAUAGGGGCAAGAGAUGUGAAUUGUUUUGCUCUCAAGAAAAGGGCGUCAUUGAAAGGAGUGAUUACUGACCAACUGAAGGGGAAGAUUCCCGGUGUUUGUGAUGCUCUUCGUUUGGUGCGACGAAGGCAGGGUGGCGUGGGCAGUGAAUCAUAAGUCAUUAUUUGCCCAACAAAGUGAUGUUAGGAUAUAAGUUAUCUUGUAAGACCUCUUGUGCCGAAUACAUUGUUGUUACAGGUGUCAAGCUUAUGGGCAUCUGGCAGCAGUGUGUAGGAGGCAGGUUCCUAGGUGUGAGAAGUGUGCAGAAGGGCAUAAAACAAAGGAAUGUGUAGCAUUGGGGGAAGUAGUGGUUUGUGUUAAUUGUAGGGGUGCCCAUGGGGCUGAGGAUCAGACAUGUCCAGUGCUAGAGAGGCAGGUUGAGGUUUCCAAAGUUAGUGUAAUGCAGAAGUUGUCAUAUGCUGAGGCAGUGAAGAAGGUAGAUGAUGGGUCAAGGGAUCCUGAGAGGAGUGGGUGUGAGUAGUCUGUCUGUACCAAUACAGAGGGAUGAACCAACAAGUGAUCUUUGCUUCAGUAAGAUUGGAUUUUUGUCUUUUAUAGCAAUGGUUAUCAACUGUACUGCAAGGAUGGAACGUAGCCGCAGAUAAGAGGUUGUGGUGGCAGCUGCAGAGAGGUAUUUGUGUGUGCGAGUCUUGAUGUCAGAGUUACAGGGUGUGUUGAGUGGUGGUGUCCCAUCCUUUUAGGCUGUUGGCCUGAAGUAGGACUAAAUAGAGGAUUAUUUAUUUGAGUUUAGUGUUAGAUGGUAGGGUAUUUGUUUUAUUUAUUUUUUCUUCAGUGAAGUACAAGAGAGUUAUACUACAGUCUAGUAGGUGGCGGUAAUGCAACAUGUAUUGGAUGCCAACUGCCGUCAAACCUCAGAAGAAUAUAUUCAGACAUGAGGCAUGUCAGGAUGUGUAGUACGUCGUUUGUUUCACAUUUAUUAAACCCCUGUAAAACAUGAACCUUGAACGCUGUAGACAGUAACCCUAAACCGUCAAAAUAGAUUUCAAAAGUGUAUUUUGAUGGUGAUUGAUUUGUAUUUGUGAAGGUGCUAGAGUGAAGUAUUAUAGGUGAUACUAUAUUCUAACAUGUUUAUUUUAUCUUCCUAUAACACAGGUUGAACAAUAAAGAGCUACAUAAUUCUACCAACCAGGCUUAGGCCUGGUCACACUAUGUUCCUCCUGUCUAGUCUUCUUCUUGACCCCCCCUCCCAGGAACCGUAAAUAGUUACAGUAACAUGUCUUCAGGCCCACCUCAGUCACCCACAGUGGCUAAGACAGAGGUGACUGUUAAAGGAGAAUGCCCUAUCUUCGCUGCCACCUUUGCCUACUGGGACAACAUCCUGGGCCCGCGGGUGUGUCACAUCUGGGCUCCCAGGUGCGAGCAACCACUGUUGCUGAGCGAUGGCGAAGUCACCUUCCUGGCCAAUCACACGCUGAACGGGGAGAUUCUGCGCAGCACAGAGUGCGGCGCCGUGGACGUCAAAUUCUUCGUCCUAGCUGAAAAGGGUGUCAUCAUCAUCUCGCUCAUCUUCGACGGCGAGCUGAAGGGUGACAAGAACACCUGUGCCCUGUCCAUCAUCCUGCCGCAAACAGAGCUGGCCUUCUACCUGCCCUUGCACACUGUCUGUGUGGAUCGGCUCAAACACAUAAUCCGCAAGGGACGCAUCUGGAUGCAGAAGGGCUACAACAUAAUUUCUGUGCUGUCAUCAGAGAUUGUCCCCAUCAUGGAGCUGCUGUCAUCCAUGAAGACACACAGUGUCCCAGAGGACAUAGACAUCAAGGACACCAUCCUAAAUGACGAUGACAUCGGAGACAGCUAUCAUGAAGAUUUCCUGCACAAGGCAGUCAGUUCUCAUCUCCAAACUUGUGGCUGCUCCAUGGUGGUCGGAAGCAACCCAGACAAAGUCAACAAGGUAGUGCUCACGCUGUGCCUCUUCCUCACCCCUGCUGAGAGGAAGUGCUCUCGGUUCUGUAAAGCUGACUCUACUUUCAAGUAUGACACAGGACUGUUUGUACAAGGCCUCCUCAAGGACUCCAUGGGCAGUUUUGUCUUGCCCUUCCGCCAGGUGCUGUACUCACCCUACCCGACCACGCACAUCGACGUGGACAUCAACACGGUGAAGCAGAUGCCACCCUGCCACGAGCACACACACAUUCAGCGGCGCUACAUGCGCUCAGAGCUCAGCGCGCUCUGGAAGGCGGCCAGCGAAGAGGACAUCGCCCCCGACACUGACACCGGCAUCCACACCGAAGAGUCCUUCACCCCCGACCUGUAUGCUCUCUUCUCUCCUGUUCUGUUCUUCCAAUUAGAUUGGAAUUGGCCAUGUUUAUUUUGCUGCAUAACUCAUUGCUUGAUUUAUUUGAAAUGUAUCACAUUUGAAUUAGUCUUGUUUACAUUUACAUUAAUGAAAGAAAUAUGGAUGUUAUUCUGUUUUUUGACCACUAAAAGCUCCUCUUUUCUCAGAAAUGUUUUUCAGGAUGUUAUGCAUAAAGACACCCUGGUAAAGUCAUUUAUAGAUGAGGUGUUCAUGCUGAAGCCAGGUCUCAAUCUGCGAAGUACUUACUUGGCCCAGUUCUUGCUGAUCCUUCACAGGAAGGCGCUCACACUACUCAAAUACAUUGAAGAUGAGACGCAAAAGGGAAAGAAGCCUUUCCGAUCCUUGCGCAGCUUGAAAACCGACCUCGGCCUGAUGGUGGAAGGCGACCUGAAUAUCAUCAUGGCGUUGGCUGAAAAGCAAAAGGCUGGACUGCACUCCUUUGUAUUUGGGAAGCAAUUCUACACCAGUGUACAGGAGCGAGAUGUGCUCAUGAGCUUUUGACUCUUACUCUCAUGACAUGUUUAUCAGCUUUUAAGAAAUGGGAAAGAAAUUGACAUAUGACUUGUCCAAAAGCUGCCUUCACUAGGUUACAUGUUUUGUCCACUAAAGAGGGUUGAAGUGUUAAAAAUAAAUACAGUAUGACAACCAGAAUAUCAGAUGCCCAUUUAAAGUCCAAAAACUUUGUGCUGCUGUCCUUUAUUGCUGAUCUUCAUUGUUUUAUUCAAAGCAUGAGUCUAGUGUCUUCCAUGUCUGUGUUGUACAACAAGCCCUUGAUGGGACUCCACUUUAUUUGUGAAACUUAAUUGUUUGGAUACCAUUUAUAUCAAUAAUAGCACACUGAUUGUACAACAAUUGGUACUUCCUCUAUCUAUGACUGAAUGACCACAACAGCCAUGUCCAGGUUAUGAACCAUGUAUUGCCCUUUUUCAGUAUGCACUGUAUGUCUGAGCAUUCAUGCUGAUUGUUGACUAGAGACAUUUGUUUAAGUUUGACAUGUACAUCAUGAUGUGUAUAGAAUUGAAUUGUCUUGACAUAAUUUUGUCAUAAUUACCGUUUGACAUGAUACUAAAUGUAUCGUAAUGUGUGUAAGGCUUUCAUGUGGCAACUUUGACUCAUCUCACAGUGGCCUUAUUUUACAGUAUUUUCUCACUAGCUUUCAUUUGGUAGAUGUGGUUAAUGGUAUAUACUAGUGAAACCAUAAUGUUAUUAACCCCACUUGCCUUCAUGCUGAUGCAGCGUUAUUCUAACAUUUGUAAAUGCAUCCAUGAUGAUAAAAACAUUUGUCAAUACAAAA
Molecule: messenger RNA, 4087 nt
Organism: Oncorhynchus nerka (sockeye salmon)
Lineage: Eukaryota; Metazoa; Chordata; Actinopteri; Salmoniformes; Salmonidae
Product: guanine nucleotide exchange factor C9orf72-like
Exons: 8
Coding region: 1711-3294 (527 amino acids)
Biological process (GO): endocytosis; autophagy
Cellular component (GO): endosome; autophagosome
Molecular function (GO): guanyl-nucleotide exchange factor activity
Source: RefSeq, a predicted model, not a curated record